Molecule: messenger RNA, 12416 nt
Organism: Porites lobata
Lineage: Eukaryota; Metazoa; Cnidaria; Anthozoa; Scleractinia; Poritidae
Source: the annotation of a GenBank genome assembly
AAGGUCACUUGGACUUCUUGUGUCAGGUACGGACGCAUGCUUUUCUCUUGCGAAAUGGACGACUCACUGUACUUAUUCUGUUCGGGCUUAGUCAUUGCAGCCCUGAUUUGGCUCUUCAAUCCUUUUGGAAAACUGGAAAGCCUGAUGGGCUGUCUGUUGAACUCGCGAAGUGCGAAACUGCCCGAUGGCGUGCGCUCGUUCGACGACAUGCCGGGCCCUUGGGGAUGGCCGUUCUUUGGCGACAUAUUCAGCUACCUUAAGGACGCUGACUUCAAACAACAGAUAGCAAAGCUUAAAAGCAACUUUGCUAAGUACGGACCGAUAUAUAAGAGGACCAUUUUGGGGAGGAAUGUUGUUUUAAUACAAGACCCCAAGGAUGUGGAGACGGUGAUCAAAGCUGAUGGUAGAUGUCCGAUGCGACCGAAGCAAUCGUUAUUGAAGGCAGUAGAAGAAUACAGCAAAAGUAGAGGAAUACCCAAGGGUUUAAUAGUUCGGUAAGGUUCAAGAAUUGUGAUAUACAUGCCCUUAGUAUGUAGGUGUAAUGGGAUCAGUUCUUUACCUGCGAAAGUCAAAUGCGUGAGAUUUUCGUCUUGUCAUGACCAGAAUCUCCAAAAAUGUCCCAGCGACUUCCGAAGGUUUCCGACGAUUUUCCAAAAACUUCCGAACAUUGCCGAAAAUGUCCAAAGAGGUUCCAACGAUCUUUGAGCACUUCUGAAGUUAUUUACAAUUAAAAGAUGACAACUUUAGUGUGUUUUGAUUUCAUUAGGACACAAAGUCAUCAUUCAGCGCCUAUUUGGAACAUUUUCUUGGAAAUGAAAUUGAAUUUACAUUAUGAAUCAUGUGUAAAGAAAUAAUUUGUACAGAUUUGUGAGUCAGGCGUUUGAAAUUGUUGAUGCAUGAGAUCAAUGUUUUUAGUCCAGAGGCAUAACGUGUGAGAGUUUGCAGGUAUACAAUUUGUAACUUCAACAUCAACCCCCCCGGGCAACCCCCUUGUUAACCCCCCCCCCCCCCCGGGCAUUUGAACUUUUGAAGAAGUCCCGUUACAUCACAAGGGAGCCCUAACAAACCGUGUGGCCAUUCUAAUGUUUCAAUUUAGAGGAAAUUCCUAAUUAAUGUAUGGAAAUAUCAAAUAUCAAAAAGGUUCACAUUGCCAUAAUAUAAUGCAAUAAAUUUUUGCAUUAUUAUAAGAUCUAAGGUCUAUUUACAAGUGAUGUUUUGUAUUGCUCGUGCCAUGUUUGUUACAUUUACUUUUUUGGUUUUUUAGGGAGGGAGAAGAUUGGAACCGAAUGCGUAAGGCUCUGGCACCAAAAAUGCUGCGACCAAAAGACGUACGGGACAACAUGGACAACUUUACUGCUGUAACUAGGGAUGCUCUAGAGCACAUGGUUUCUAUAAGAGGAAUUGAUAUGGAGAUUCCAGAUCUUGACAAAGAACUUGCAAAGUGGGCAACUGAGUGUAAGUGUUUACUAUUAAGGUGACUUGACCCAGUUUUUUUGGGGGGGGUACCAUCCUACUUUGAAGCUCUCUGGUUUCCCCACCUUUACUUUUAUCGUAAGUCUAACACAUAGAAUGGAUAACAUAUAGAUCAAUCUACAAUAUAACAUAAAAUUUUUGGCGAUCGGAGUAAAUGUCACGUGGUUAUAAUGCCACGCCCCUUUGAGGUCUGAGUCGAAAAUCUGCUGUUGCCGGCAUUUUUUCGUGAAAAUCUCUUGGCUACACAUAGUGCGCAGUAGUGCCUUGCGCUGAACAGAGUUUCACCAAAAUCGCAAAGACCCAAUUCGAGAAAUUCAGCGGUUUCCAAAUUUAGGUCAUAAUUUAUGCGAAAAUGAUAGGCAAACUUUACACGGAUCAUAUCUAAUAAACUAUGAGAUUCAUCUCUGUAUUUUGGGCAUCCUUAUAACAGAUGGGUCCUUGCAAGUCAGCAAAACAAUUUAGGGCCUUGUAAAUGCGCGCGAUUUCGAGCAAAGCAAACAUAUAGAAAUUAUAGUUUUCGCAAUUUGUUGACAUUUGUCAGCGUUUGAGAGUCAAUCUCACGAAAAAAGCAUUUUCUUAAAAAUUCGUAGUUUUUUUUCCUUCAAAUUUUUUCAAGGCCACAAUUGAUUAACUAACUACCCGGACUCUGAAUUUCAUGGUCAUUGAAAAACUGUGACAUUAUCUUCUAUAAGCCCAAACUUGAGUAAACAUUGAAGAUUUUUAGAGUUUUGGCUGAGUUUGUACUUUGGGAGUUGUCUAUUGUUUCUAGUGUGUCAUGAUACAGCAUUCUUGUUCAGCACGUGUGCAAUGACCGCGCUUGGCUGACUUCCGAAUGCUCACCGGAUAUGAUAAUUUUGGUACAGUGAGACAGGCCAUCGCGAGAUACAUAGAGGUUUAACUCACAAUUUUUCGUGCUUCUUGUGCCUUUGCAAAAAAAUCAAGAAGUGCUACACACUAAAUCUACUUACUAUUAAAAAAAUACCAUUUUUUCAUAGGUUUAAUGCAAGCCAAUAAUUAAACCAACUCGUGACGGUAAUCCCUUCUAUUUUCUUAUACUAAAUUAUUAUAUCUCGGUGAGCAUUCAGAAGUCAGCCAAGCGUGGUCACUGCACGCGUGCUGAACAAGAAUGCUGUAUAAUGACAGACUAGAAACAAUAGACAACUCGCAAAGCACAAACUCAGCCAAAACGCUAAAAAUCUUCAAUGUUUACUCAAGUUUGGGCUUAUAGAAGGUAAUGUCACAGUUUUUCAAUGACCAUGAAAUUCAGAGUCUGGGUAGUUAGUUAAUCAAUUGUGGCCCUGAAAAAAUUUGAAGGAAAAAAAACUACGAAUUUUUAAGAAAAUGCUCUUUUCGUGAGAAGGACUCUUAAAUGCUGACAAACGUCAACAAAUAGCCAAAACUAUAAUUUCUAUAUGUUUGCUUUGCUCGAAAUCGCGCGCAUUUACAAGGCCCUAAAUUGUUUUGCUGACUUGCAAGGACCCAUCUGUUAUAAGGAUGCCCAAAAUACAGAGAUGAAUCUCAUAGUUUAUUAGAUAUAAUCCGUGUAAAGUUUGCCUAUCAUUUUCGCAUAAAUUAUGACCUAAAUUUGGAAACCGCUGAAUUUCUCGAAUUGGGUCUUUGCGAUUUUGGUGAAACUCUGUUUAGCGCAAGGCACUAAUGCGCACUAUGUGUAGCUGAGAGAUUUUCACGAAAAAAUGCCGGCAACAGCAGAUUUUCGACUCAGACCUCAAAGGGGCGUGGCAUUAUAACCACGUGACAUUUACUCCGAUCGCCAAAAAUUUUAUGUUAUAUUGUAGAUUGAUCUAUAUGUUAUCCAUUCUAUGUGUUAGACUUACGAUAAAAGUAAAGGUGGGGAAACCAGAGAGCUUCAAAGUAGGAUGGUACCCCCCCAAAAAAACUGGGCGAGUCACCUUAAGUACGCGACCUGUAAUAUCAGAGCCCGAGGGGUGGGGGGGGUACUCCCCAUGAUGGCCUAUACAGGAAGGUUCUGCCCGAGAGGGGUAUCUUUUUCAGGCCUCAAGUAUAUGAAAGGGUAGGGAUUUCAGUGACUUGUUGAAGUAUAUAAAAGGGUAGCAAAAUCUGUCAUUUGUGUCUGUGAAAGGUUCCAAAAGGGCUAACAGAUGCAAAGUUCUAAAGAAGGUAUGUGAAAGGGGUACCAUUUGUCAAUAAGAGGUAUACGAAAGGAGUUCCUUUUUCAUGAAAACUUGUAUAUAAAAGGGUUUGGGGUUGACCUUGGGGCAGAGCCUCCCUGCACAAACAUCCCCCAGGUAUCAGAGUUUUACGGAAAUCGAUCAGAUUUUCGUAUCAAAUAUAUCAAAUAAAUUAGCCUUGAUGAAAUAAUCCGCCAAGGAAAAUGGAACUGGCCAAUAUCCUGUCUGAAGACUAAGAAACCCAGGAAAGAGGACCUUAGGGAGUUAAAAUUUCCUUAACGAGCACCCAGCGAAGGCCCAAACUUCUCGGCUUCAUAGAACGCGCCUAGAAGCUUGCACCUCGGUCCUUGUUUAGGAAAUCGGUCAGUAGUUAUCCUAGAUCCGUGCCUGAAGUUAUAGCUCGCGCUGCACGAUUUUGGAGUUUUACGCCCCUGUCAGGAUGAAUAUUGCUUGGAGCAAAUUGAUGUUAGUCGCUCUUGGUACUUAAAAGGUUAAAGGUGGUAGUAACAGCCUUUGCUCAGCAGUCUGAUAGAGUUUUACUUAGGACCUGGUUGACCUUGACUAUUAUAGAUGUAAUGGCAAGAUCAAGAGAAAGGCUCUCAAACCAUAUCGAAACUGAAAUGAUAGGAUCUAAAAUGUUAAAAGAGUUAUGUGAAAGUAAACAUCCUAAUUACAUCUGUAUUCUGCUUUUAACAAUUUUUGUUCAUAACCCGAAUAUCCAUUAAAAAAAAUACACAAAUUCUCCAGACUGAUACAUUUCCUUAAAAAAGUAAUUGAGAGAAUUUAGUAAAAGAUCACAGCAUUUUUCCUUUGGUGAUCAAUUUAUUAAUUCUCAUAACCUUUUCUUUUGGUGAUGUAUGAAUUUAAUGUUAGGAGAGAAUUAAUGUUGGUCACUCUCGGAACUUGAAAUGAGCUCCACUCCACUCUUUUAGCCGUAGGUACCAUGGCGUUUGACGUAAGAGUUGGACUGUAUGAUGACCCACCCAACAAAGACACCGUUAAAAUGGUUCAAGCUACAUUGGAUGCGUUUGCACUCAUGGGAAAGCUGGGUCGAGGAUGGGAAAACCUGUGCUACAUGUUCUUCACGACUCCCACAUAUCGGAAAUUCUGUGAAGCUACAGAUACCUCAUUCGCCAUGAGCCAAAAGAUUGUGGACAACAAGGUUGCAGAAUUGAACAAAAUGGCUGAAGAAGGAGGGAGGUUUGAUGACAAUCAAAGUGAGUGUAACUUAAUGAAUUCUACUGUGUUCUUAUCGCCACUGGUAAGGCAUGGGUGAUGAGAGUGUGGUCGAGGUAUAUGUCCAGUGGUCCCCUCUCUCGUAGUCGGCCUCAAAUUGUUUGCAGACCGCGAGCAGUACAUAUACGUUAUUGACCAAGGGUUAUACUGCGAGCAGUCCCUCUUCAGUCAGUCGAGUCUAAGCUCAGCAGGACUGGAGAGAGCGAAAUGGCCGAGAGGGAAACUGGAGAGAGGCCUUUCCUGCCUCCCCCCAGCUUCCCCUCGGCUUCUUGUUUUUCAGUUUCGCUCGCUUUGCGCGAUUUCCUCGCUCGCGUGACCAUCCUGAGGGACUGCUCACAGUCCAACCAAGGGUGAGAUCAAGAUGCUGAUGGCUGAAUAUUGGCCAAGUUCUUUUUUACAUUUUUACUAAAAACACCAAAAAACGAGGCCAGUAUCAGCUAACUUGACCGAACAAGCUUGGUCAAAAAAAGGAUUUACUUUAUGGCCAAAAAGGGAGCUUUUUCUUGCAUGGCGGGAAAUCCCGAGCCAAGCGACUGCUCAGCGGUAGCCAAUCAGAACGAAGCAUUCGCCUCAUCCCUCCGCUUAUGAUAAGAUAUUAGCCUGCGUAGCAGGCGCUUGGAGGUAGUGGGCGAAAGAGAGAACUGGCGCGCGCGAGGGAGAUGCGUGUCUCAUGCUCGCGCGCCUGUUUUUUCUUGUGCCCACUACUUCCAAGCACCUGCUACACAGGCUAAUAAGAUAUCUUGUUGACCCACAUGAGCCCGUUCAACCGGGUGGGCACGGUUUCUGAGGAAGUUAUUGCCUCACCACUCUUUCUUUUGUAAAAUUUUUGUCUGUUAACGGACGGAGCUGUCCCCACUUCUAAACGACAGUCAACUGGAACGAAGGCCUAAGCUCUACGGCGGUGGAACCUGGGAAAAGAUGAAUAAUUAAUUAACAUAACUAGAUUUUCACUUUUCGAAGAGUUGAAGAAUAUUGAGGCGCUUCUUUCCACUGAAAAAACUUCCUGCGUGAAUUAAAUUAUGCUGACAAAUGGCACCGACGAUAACACAACUUUCAGUUUUUUUCACUUUUAAUUAAACUUUCCAAACGUCUAGUAAAAACUAUAAUAAACUGAUAGCGAAUUAAUAAUAUUUAAAAUGUAAGCUCGGAAAUACUUUACUUAGAUUUUUCAAUUGUUUUCUCAUUUGGCCGCGGUGACUGCCUUAAAGCACAAAAUAAAUGCAUAACAUUAGCAGUUAUUUUGAGUUUUACAUCAAGUCGCCCGAAGUUAUGUCGGCCGAAAUUUAUAGGAUAAUUUGUCGCCCGAGUGCUGAGUUUAUGUUUUCCGAAAAAUUUCCUUGCUCAACAACAUCCUAACCUUCUAUUACCUAUUUUUCGUGCUUCUUUCUCUAUCAAGGUUUGAAAAACGAGACACAUUAAUUUAAACCUGACGGUACAUUUAUCGCACUUUUUCGUUGUAUCCUGCCUUAAAGAUCGAGAUGCUUUAUUCCACUUAAAUUAUUUAUCUGUGUAUUGCUCAUGACUAUAAAUUUUGGGCGACAUAACUUCGGUGAGAUGAGUUUCGGGCGACGUGACUGGUUAAAUAAUUUUCAUUCAAGCUUACUUUUUUAAUUUCUCUAUUGCAGGUGUAUCUCUACUGACCUAUCUAUUGAUGAAAGGCGAACUCACCCCGGAAGAGAUUAAUAUGAAUUCAAUCGGAAUGUUCAGAGCAGGAGUCGAUACGGUAAACACGCCAAUCAUCACAGAGUUUAUUAUUAUUAUUAUCGUUAUUAUUAUUAUUAUUAUUAUUAUUAUUAUCAACAGCUAUAGAUACUUUAUUAUUGGGAUGUACAUAGAAAUUUUCAUUUUUUAGUUUAUAGACAGUUGUUUACAUUUGCUCUGUUGAAAACCACCAGACCACCAAGAAGUCUUUUUAAACUAUAGUUAUACUAAAUUUGUAUUUAAUUUUCAAUUUGAGAAGAGUUUAAUAAAGUAUGUUAAAAAAAAUAUAUUAUUAUUAUUAUUAUUAUUAUUAUUAUUAUUAUUAUUAUUAAUUUAAGAAUCAUUACAAAACUACUAAGGCCCCGUCCUCGAGUAUCAAGGUAUUUUUUCAAAUGGGGAUUUGUCUUCCGUCCACAUGUAUACGGCUCCAGCGGGCAAAUGUGACGUUAUCCCACAUCUCACUCCACUAUAGUAAAAACAGAGUGCAUUCUCUUUUUAUUAGACUCCAGCACUCAAAAAAGGCAAAUAUAGCGCGGGAGGUACUCCCUAUAAUGGCUUAUACGUGGAGGCUCUGCCUGAAAGGGGUACCUUUUUCAGGCAAAGGGUGGAGAUUUUACUUGUUAAAGUAUAUGAAAGGUUAAUAAAUUUAUUUGUUUAUUUAUUUAUCUAUUUUUCAGACAUCUAACGCAAUGCUGUGGCUUCUUUAUGAUUUGGCCAAUAAUCCCAAGGUGCAGGAGAGGGUAUAUGAAGAAGUACUCUCUCUUAUUGGUCCCCACGGUGAUUUCAACUCUGAGAAUUUUGCAAAGUUACAGUACAUUAAAGCUUGUGUGAAAGAAUCCAUGAGGUAUGUCAUCUAGUACAGUGUUCUACCUAUCUAUAUCGCGCGCAUUUGCACCAAUUUGACGAGUCUGCUGUCCCAUUCCCGCACUGCGCAUCUGUUGGACAUGACAGAUGCAAGAUCCUGCCUCGUAACUGCUUUCCAUUCGACUUAGAUGUCAAAUUGUUUUAAUGCACUUGAGAUUUCUUUAGCCACGUUUUAGCAAAUCCAGACAGAUAUAUAUUUUUAGCAGUAAUGUAGGUCUAGUUUCUCUUAAAAUUUGUUAUUUAAACGGCUCACUAGAAGAACAUUUUUAAUCAAGUGGCCCCUUGAAUAGAGCUUUUGAUUGAUUGAUUGAUCGUAAGACCGAUGUCACUCUCUAGUUGGUCAAUAAAUGUUGUUGCUGGGCUCUCCCUUGAGCGUCUGGUGUCUUAUAGGGGAUGUCGAUCGAUAUAUCGACCCGAGUAUCGGCCGAAUAUCGGUCGAGUGUCGGUCGACAUAUCGGUCGAUAUAGAUCGACAUGUCGGCUAAAUGUCGGUCGAGUGUCGGUCGAGUUUUGAUUAAUCAUCGAUCGAGUAUCUGUCGAGUAAGCGGUCGCUGUAUCGACCAAUCAUCAGUCUAUCGUCGUCGGCAGUUAACUGCGAUAGUAACGGGAGUGUGUCGGCAAUGUAUCGGUGAACCGUCGGUCGAGUAUCGGUAACGUAUCGGUGGUAUAUCGGUCGAGUAUCGGCACCGCCUGUUCAACUUUGACAGACGACCGAUAUGUUGACCGAGAGUUGACCGACAUAUUGGUUGACACCCCCGAUAAGACACAAGAUCCAGCGUCUGCGGUGUUUUGGUUCCCAAACAAGCAGUUGGGAAACAGUGGUCACUAAACUACAGCCAGCGUAUCUGGAGACGUGUAGAAAAUAGUAUAGGUCCCCGUACAGCAGUAUGGAGUGUUACAUACCAUUAUUUCUUCAAGCGUUGCAGUAUAAAACCCAACUAAUAUAUCAAAAGUCAUCGCCCCAUAAAUAUGGACGCAAAACGGGGAACUUCGAUGCCAUUUUGUUUCUUUGAUAGCCAAAAUUAUCGAUUCGAAAUUUUAAAAAUUCUUUUUGUCUUAUUCAGUAACACUUUGUGGUGCUUGGUACCUGACCCUUUAAUAUAAUCAUUUACAACUAACCUAUGCAACGUUUUGAUGCUGUGCCUGUAAAAAUCACCCCCCCCCCCUGCUCCCUGAUAAAAUUUCUUCAUAUCUCCUUAGUAACUCCACAGGAGUAUUUCUUGUAUAAGUUAAGGUACUAAGUGUUGACUUCAGCGCAUAAUUGACCUCAAACAGCAAUAUCCUCGUGACAUAACUCCAAGCUUCGGUCAAAGACGAAUAAAAUUUGCGUGCGUAUUCUCCUCAGUUUUGCCAAUUUGCUUUGUUAUAAAAUCAAGGGUAAGACGUUGUCAUGGUUAUGAUAGGGAGCUUUACCAACGACGACUGCGACGGCAGCGAAAACGUCACCCGAAGAUUUCGCGUUUUUUUUAAAGCUUUGUCGCGAUUAAUAUCUCACUCGUUUAAAAUGUCAAGUGUGGGUAAAUUCCCUGGAAGUGGAUUCUUAGGGAUCAACCCCAAGUUAAAAAGGACAUGAAAGAGAAUUUCGUCUUGCAUUUUCCACCUCCAUAAAAUGUCGCAUAAGGGAAUUUUACCUCGUAGUUUUGCAGUGACUACAGAGAAAAUCACAAAUAGUUUGUUUUGCUAAUUAAACCUUUUGCUUUUUGGAAGUUUUCGUUGGAGUCGCCGUGAAAUGAAAUGAAAACGUGUUUAACCUUUAACCCUAGACUCCACCCUAUUGCCAGUGGCUGGGCCCGUUUAUUGAACCAAGAUGUAGUUAUCUCCGGCUACAACGUUCCAGCAAAUGUAAGUAUUCUUUCUUUGUUCCUUCCCAUUUUCCAAUUUUUCUUUCUUUUUUCUCUCUCCUCUUCAUACGAUGCGAAGAUAAGAAUUUCUUGGCAACAGUAUUUCUGAGAAAAUAUUUUUGAGUGACACCUAAACAUUCAUCGAAAGGUGAGAAAAGUCUCGCGGACCAAGGUAUGUCAUUCCUUCAAAAUAUUGAUUCUCUCACCUUGCCAGAAGUCAGCCUUUUUUUUGCGUAACGAGAAAGACUCUGCUUGAAUCGAGAAAAAUCUUUGUUGAGAUUGCGUUAGAAUAAAGAUUCUUAACCACCCAGGCUUGAUAGCCGUGCAGCUGCAGCAGCAAACAAACAUAGCAGCAAAUUUCAAAGAAAUCUGCUAUUGUAUAAUCUAAACUUCUUUUAUCUCUUUUGGGCAGACUGUGAUUGUUUAUAACAAUUACCUUUCUGGACGGUCCGAAGAGUUGUUCAAGUUUCCCUUGGAAUACAGACCCGAACGUUGGCUGAAUGAAGACCUUGGGAAAAUUCAUCCCUUUGCUAGUCUUCCGUUUGGAGUCGGUCCUCGUAUGUGUAUAGGUGAGUUCAUUAUUAAUACCGAGCAGGCCCUCUAUCGAUUUUUCUAGAUAGGUCAGGAAGAGGAAGAAGAUGAUCGACUCUGCUGAGCUUCCGAGUUGCCUCAAGCCUCUGUUUCAAAGCGAGGCUAAGUGCGAAGCCAUUGAUACGAAAAAUAUUUUUUUAUCCUCAUGCAAAUAAAACUCACUUUCACAACAAAGGUCUUGCACUUAGCCUCGUCUUAAAAGUAAGAGUUUUUAGAAAUCGAAAAUGGCCUGUUUAAAUGUAACCAAGCCUCACUCAGCCUCGCUUUCAAAUUAUGCUAACGACCGCGCGACUUCCAAAAAGGUUUUGAAAUUCUCUGUCCUUGGAUGAGGGGCAAAUUAAAGAAUCCCGGGGUGUGCGCUUCAGGAUUCCCUUUAGCCCCAUGUAAGGGAAUACGGAUUCCGGAACACGGUAAAUUUUUGCUUAUCGAAUCCGAAAUCCUGGGCUUUGGAAUCCGGAAUAUAGGCUCGAUUACCAGCCGCUGGUCGGGAAAAUGAGCCCGCACUCAUCUCUCCGAAGUCUCUCUUCGGGGAAGAUCGGGAGACGGCGGAAAUCGAGCCUAUCCGGAAUACAGCUCUAGGAAUCGGGAAUCCCAAUAACGAUUGGAAUCGGAAUCGAAGUUCCAUUGAAAAAAACCUGGAGUCCAACGCGUUUCAGAAAAACGUUUCGAUUUACCGUGUUGUGCUUUGUUGUGACCUUAAGCUUGUCCUCUACGUCAGAGACUAAAUGAUAUUUAUUGCGUUUCAGGGCGCCGUAUCGCUGAAGCUGAAAUUUACCUGCUGGCCGCAAAGGUAAUGGACACCAUUACAUUGUAUCAAAAAAAUAAGUGCACAAUAAGAAGUAGCCUGAGCCACAGAUGGAACUAAUCUUAAGUUAAGUCCGUCUGCGAAAAAGCACCGAAAUCCUUGUUGUAGGACCCCACCUGUGUACUAGAAUUUGAGUACACGCCAUGAUUGGCCUGUUAAAAAUUACCACUCUGGAUUUGCUAAUAGGUUGAAAAGAAAUUCAAAACGCAUUUCCAGUAAUUCGUUGAGUUCCGGUUGGGGACCCAGAACAAGGAUGUCGGCGCUGCGUUGAAGACGUUACUAGGGAAUUUACGCAACGACGACGGCCAUGGCUACCAAAACGUCACUUAAAAGUGAAUUUGCGCUGCCUCAAACUUAAUCGCGCUUAUUCCAUCUCGUUUAAUUCGUCAAAUGUUGUCAAAUUUGUUGGAUUUGAAUUCUAAAGGACUCCAUCAAAGUUCCGGAAAGCAAAAAGAAAGUUGUCGUCUUUUGUUCCCGUCCUCGACAAAACGUGAAAUUAGGCAGUUUCACGUUGUAGUCGUGCAACGACGGCAGAGAAAUGUGCAAAAAAAGGUGAUGCACGUGCAAAGUUGUUGUUUUGCUGAUCUAAACUUAUCAGUGAUUUUUUUGCCGUUCUCGUUGCCGUCGCCGUCGUCGUUUCGUAAACUUCCUAAUAACCAGGGUUAGAUGAUGUCUGUGACGCAAGCUACCUUUACCAUUAAGAAACAUCAAAUUUUAUUUCAGUCAUAGUUUGAAACAAAAUGACGUGAAACGAAAAUUGGUCUUAAUUAUAAAUUUGCAAAGGGCGUCCCAUAUAUACCAGCAUAACCUUGACCAUUGUCAACCAUUGUCUACUAAUAAAAGCAUUUCAUAUACUGCUUUAAUUUCAGAUCGUCCAGCGAUUCAUUUUGGAAUACCAAGGAGAACCUGCAUCCAUGAAGUUUAGAUUACUGGCAGUUCCAGAUAGGACUUUGAAGAUAAAAUUUAUUGAUCGCCAAUGAUUUUCAUAAACCCAUAAUUCAACUCAUUUUCUCAUUUGUCAUGGCAAGUAACUUGCGCAUGCGUACAUUCAUAUCACCCAUGCAGUGGCCACCAUCGUCAGUACUGACCAAAUUUUGACGAUAAGGGCAAUAUGCCAUCUAUUCGUUCAGGGUAUAUUGCCCCAAUAUACAAUUGCAAUCGCUUUUAUCUAGGCAGCGGCCUGGCAGCCUAGCUGUUUUGGCGUGAGUGAACUCAUGGAAAUGGCGAAAGAGUUCACAAGCUAUCCGAAGACGAAACAGCCGUUUCGUUAAUGCAAGAAUACGUAAGAGAUCAGUAUUGCUCAAUAGAUGCCCUCGAUAUUUUGAGGAGUAUUUGCGUAACUGGCGGGAUUAGGGGGGGAGCCACGAGAAAAUUUGGAGCAAGUGAAAGAAGAAACUACCGCGCGCAUAUCAAUCUCGACAGUACAUCGGCCUAAUCCUUCACAUCAUACUCAAAUAUUCCUUGGCGAAAAUCUCGUGGUCUGAAUUGGGAAAGCUGAAAAGGUCUAUUCUUCCUAAUAAGUGAGAGCUGGCCAAAUUUGGAAGAUGUUUGCCGAUAACAUUGCCUAUAAUUGAUGUCAGUUGUACUGAUAAUCGAGAGAAAGAAUCGACAGGUGGCGAGGUCGCUUAGCUCUUUAGGCAGGAGAUCGAGGUGUCAUCCAACCGCGUCCCCAGGGGUUUCUCGGUUUUCAAAAAGCGUUAUACGGGAAAACCAGAAAACACUGGGUGCGAGGUGGAGCCGCCAAGGACCGGUCGAG